CAAAACGGUUCGAACGCAGAUUCACUCAAGAAAGUACUGGCGGUAAAAAUGAUAUUAUAUAUUUUAAGUUCAACAAUUUGCAAUAUAAAAAUCUAAUUAUUAAUAAUGUUAUUCAAAAAGAAUGGUGUUAAAUUUUAAUUUUAGCAAGUACAUAAUACAUGCAACCGCAAAAAAAAUAUGCGAAUAGAAAAAAGUUUUGUGAAAAAAUUUGUUAAAGAAUUGUGUAAUCUGUAAUAUGUGUAAUUUAUUUCAAAUUGUAAAUUGUGGAUACAGGGAAAACUAAAUCUAGUACACAUAUAGAUAAAUAAGUCUUAUUUCCUACAAGUGCAUAAUACAUAAGAAAUAGAUGCAUCCGUAUACAUAUUGAGCUCUAAAGUACAUUCAUACCAAAAAUUAUCAAACAUAUUUUUAAACACAUGUAUGUGUGUCGUGGAGUUAGGAUUUUUGUAUUCUGGUCAUUCGCGUUGCAGAACAAUUAAGGAUUACUUACACACAGAUGAGUAUGAAGAAACAUAUGUUUAAAUACACAAGUUCAGCUGAUGGUGCACAAAAUUUACAUUUGAGUACUUGAAUAGUACAAACAUUGUACAUACACACAUACAUACAAUAGAAUUGCGAUGCAACAUGCAAAUUACAAAUUUAAUUACCCGUUAAAUGUUCAACUUACAGUUAACAUUUAAAUGAAUACAAAUUAAAAGUUUCAACAACCACAAAGGUACCAAUUUAAAGAAAGCAUGGAAAAAAGUAAGAACCCCUCUUCAUAAUUAUUAAACACAAAAUCGACAAGUGAAAUUAAUGGAAAUAACUAACAACAAAAUAAAUAAAAACUAAUUUUCAAAUAAAGUAGUUAAUUAAAAAAAUUAUGCUGAAAAAUUUUACAGAAAUGAAAAUUCAACAACCGGAAUUUAAACAAAACCGCAAAAGCGCACAAGGAAAACACACUAAUGAUUUUGUAUUUUUAUUUCACAAGGAAAUCGAACUUUUACUUUUUCCCAAAACAUAAACCAAAAUUAAACACAAAACCAUAAUAUCCGUUUUCUAAAUAAGCAAAAUGUACUGAGAGUACAGUGCAGUGGCGAAUAACGGUUUUCUACUUUUGUUAAUUUUAGAAUAUUUUAUAAGGAAGUUAUUUAAGAAUGAAAUUUUAGAAUCGGAAAUAAAGUGAAACUAAAAAUGAAUUAAAAGAAAAUCCUGAGUAAUAACCGAUCGAUUUGUAUAAAUUUAAAAAUAAAUGUGUCGAAUAAAUUUAUUAUUGUCAAAAUAACAUGGAUGACAUUUUCAAAACUAACCAAGUUAAUGAGAUAUUCAGUGGAAACAGAAAUAUCAGCAAUACAUGGCAGUUAAACACGGUUACCAGCUCUAGUGAAGUAUACCAGCUGCAACUACAAACAUCAUUUUUGAUACGACCCGGCCAAACGUAUCAGCAACAAGAGAUUGACACUAUAUUUAUAAAUAGUGAUAAUACUGAUAGCAACAUUACUACAUUCGACUACGAUUACAAUCUACUUUACAAAGAAUCUGUUGGAUCCGACGUCAGUGCGAUUACAACAACUUCUACCUCUAUUGUCACCACCUUAACAUCAAAUAGUGCACCUACUGAAACAUUUCCUUCUUCCACAACUUUAUUUUUGGACAAUACCCAUUUAAACAACAACUAUUGGGCCUUAUUAGCUUUGAUACUUGUGAUUGGCACUGCUGCCGGUAACAUUCUGGUGUGUCUGGCCAUUGCAUGGGAACGACGUUUGCAAAAUGUCACAAAUUAUUUUCUCAUGUCUUUGGCAAUAACAGAUUUAAUGGUUGCAGUUCUAGUAAUGCCUCUGGGUAUAUUGACGUUAGUCAAAGGCUACUUUCCUUUGGGCUCAGAGCACUGUCUGACGUGGAUUUGUUUAGAUGUGCUGUUUUGUACUGCCAGUAUUAUGCAUUUAUGUACCAUUUCGGUUGACCGCUAUUUAUCUCUUCGUUAUCCGAUGCGCUUUGGACGAAACAAGACACGGAGGCGUGUAACUCUAAAAAUUGUAUUCGUCUGGUUACUAUCUAUUGCCAUGAGUUUACCAUUAAGUUUAAUGUAUUCAAAGAAUCAUGCCUCUGUAUUGGUUAAUGGUACAUGUCAGAUACCAGAUCCCGUGUACAAACUAGUAGGAUCGAUAGUUUGCUUUUAUAUUCCCUUGGGUGUCAUGCUGCUAACUUAUUGUCUGACUGUGAGGUUACUGGCACAGCAACGUCAGAAUCUUGGUGGAACCAAUCAAACUGCAACACCCGGUUGGGCAAGUGGAUGGUUGGGGCAAACACCAGCAUUGGAAAGACGUUGUACAUGGCGACGUCUUUUAAAAACAGGCCACAAUACUACUACAGCCGUGGCACAUGCUCAUUCGGCAAACUCAACAGAUACAGAAUUAUCAACAUUAGAUAAUCAUGAACUGUGGUUACCGGAGUCAAGUGUACCUGAAACAAAACAUACAACAAUGACUGCAUUGCAACAAUUUGGGGCAGAAAUGCUUAAACUAUCGAGAGGUUUAGAAUCUGUAGCUUCUUCUUCAACAACAUCCCCUACCAAAUCCGAAUUAUCAACUGGAUAUUUGUUGUCUUUUCCACACAUGCCUUUACAAAAACAAAACUCUUUGCAGCAAUACUCUUUACCUCAUCACCAACAAUUCGAGCUACACAAUCAACAUCACCAAAAUGUACAUAACCAAUUGCAGUUGCACACGAGCACAAAUCAACAACAAUUAUCCACCGGACAUCGGUCGUCGAAACAUCAAGAACAACAUGAUCUAAAUUUAGUAGACAAACCAAAGUUCAUAAAAAACCAUGAGUAUCGGGCAAUUACUACUUCGUCAUCAUUAACAAACCCUACAAAACCAUUUCUAACAGUCAUGACUUUCUCACAGGACUUUAGAACACGAAAGCGGUCCUUAUCGCCGGUGUCCGGAAGCUGUAAAUAUAUUUUUACUAAAAAAAGAAGAGCUUCUAUGGCAGCUCACAUACCACCACCUAAUACUCCAACUACUCCAUUGCCACAAAGACGAAAUCGUUUCUAUAGUUUACCAAAAAAUAUUUUAUUAGCACGACAAUCGACUACAUCGCUUACAAAGAACUCCUCCGAUGAGCUGCUGUCUACAAAGACAACGAGUUCUCCAAAUAAAACAUACUACUCCGAUUCUGAGGUGGAUGGUAAAGACAGUGGAAAACACAAAAAAUGUUCAGCCGAAGACAAUGAUUCAGAAUUUCUUCAGUUGCCUCCUAUAUGCACGUGUCCGUAUUUUGGCAACAAACCCCUGCAGAACUGCUUAAAGCCGGCAGAAGUUAAAAUUAUACCAACCACUUUCAGGAUGACAACAACAUCGCCCAGCGACAUUGUAACUACAUCGACAGGAGAUGAGAGCAGUUUAGUCUUAACUAACACUACAACAACAUCUAGUUUAAGUCCACAUACUGUCCCCAUCUUGAACUGCAAUCAUUCGGCAAGUUCCCUGACGGUUCACUCCACUAGCGAUGGUUGCUAUUUAACUGCUCCUCAAACACCAAAACGAAAAUUAAGCAUAUCAAAAACUGCCUCCAUUGUAACGUGGGAUUCGGGGAGACAUCGCAGAAGGGGUUCCAGUUUUGGUGGAGCACACACUUCUUUGCUGCUAACACCCACUAAAACAGGCUCUUUAACAACAUCUACGUCGGCGACACCGUUGAGAAGAUCGGCCACUUUAAGAAGUCAUAAAAAUAUGAAUUACAGUGCCGCCGACAUGGCUCCUGCAAGUUCGAUGAAAACAAAAUCCAAAUCCCCCCACUCGUCACCAUGCCUUUUGCAACGCAAUCAAACAAUAAGGUCACACCAUUCUCGAAAUUCCAGUGUGAUUUCAAGAAACUCCUCACGCCAUGGCCGUAUAAUUCGACUCGAACAAAAAGCCACUAAAGUAUUGGGGGUGGUAUUUUUCACAUUUGUAAUCUUGUGGUCACCAUUCUUCGUGCUGAAUCUUUUGCCCACCGUAUGCGGAGAUUGCGAAGACAAUAUAGACCAUUGGGUGUUCGACGUGGUCACCUGGUUGGGAUAUGCUAGCUCUAUGGUAAAUCCCAUAUUCUACACAAUCUUCAAUAAAGUAUUUAGACAAGCCUUUAAAAAGGUACUCUUGUGCCGCUACGCAAGUGGGUCAGGGUGGCGGCCACAUAGGUAGCAUACGCCGGUUCCAACGACCGCAUUCAAAAAUAUUGCUGAAAAUAAAAAAAGUGAUAAGAGUCAUUCCGUCGAAAUUCUUGGGGACAACAGAUCAACAGGCUUAGACACAGUUGGUAGUUUUAAACCAAAAUCAUCUAUUGUUAAAAAUUUCGGUUGGAGGUUCUCUUCGAAAAGUAGCCGUAGCAGGUAAAACAUUAACAUUACACCAGUGGUAAUUACACAUAUAGCAAUAACAAUACAUUCCUUUUUAAUUAUAAUUGUACAAAUAAAAGUAGUAUAAUAAGAAAAUAUUCCCUAAAACCUAAAGUAUUUUAAUGAAAUUUUAUUUUGUUUAGAAACACUUAUCAAGAAUCAUGAUGUAUAAUUG
Lucilia sericata (common green bottle fly) is the source of this 4535-nucleotide messenger RNA. RefSeq lists its product as uncharacterized. The record is from RefSeq and is a predicted model, not a curated record. Gene Ontology annotation, biological process: adenylate cyclase-activating adrenergic receptor signaling pathway. Gene Ontology annotation, molecular function: G protein-coupled receptor activity. Lineage: Eukaryota; Metazoa; Arthropoda; Insecta; Diptera; Calliphoridae. The coding region runs from base 1266 to 4166 and encodes 966 amino acids. The transcript is spliced from 7 exons. Gene Ontology annotation, cellular component: membrane.